GGUCGGAAUACCUCUGCAACUGUGAAGAACGUAAGCACUUUAUAUUUAUUCAGCAGCAACCCUUGAGCGUGUCAGAAACAUAGCAAAGCACAGUUGUCGAAAUUCGGGCCCAACUCCUAUUCACAAGCUGCUGUUGAACAAAGUAGAGAAAGACGAGGCGAGACGAGACGAAGCGAAAAGAAUGAUCUGAUCCCCAAUCCAUCGUUGCUAUAUUCAUCAGAUAUGCAGUUACAAUGCUAGGUUGAUACUUCCAUCCAUCAUAUUAUCUGAGAUCUAAGAAUUCAACCCAAUGUCACUUCCUCAUAUGAUAUGUUACAAACUCCUCCAUUCGAUCUCAUCUUGGAUCCAGCGUGCCUACUCGUCCGAUCUACCUGUGAGUCUGUUGCUCUUCCGCAUAUUCGGACGGCAGUACAUACGCAUCCUAAUACAGCUGGACAUCGCAUGCGGGAUCAAUAUCGAAAGGAACCGGAUCAGCAACAAGCAGCGGCCUAACAGAGCAAAUACAUCAAAGACUACCUACUUGCAUUGCACAUAAACCAGUCAGUACCAACGAUCGAUCAACGAAUCUGUCAUGUCAAGCAAAUCAUUCCAUCGCUAGCCAAUAGAAUCCAGCAGAGAUUUGAAAAUCAAAUCAAUAUCACGCUAUACUAGAACAGAAUCCUAUCGCUCCCAUUAUUCUUCGAACUACUCUCCAUCGAGAAACAAUAACCUGAAACCUUGAAGCUUCGCCCAAUCUCCAGGACUACUCCGCAUACUACUCUACUACUAUCACUGCCACUCCCACUCAACAACCCCUAAGCACCUGCGAGUAAACAUCUAGCAUUCAAACCUUUCAACCCUCGAUCCUUACCACAUCCCUCGCUCCAUGGACUCUCGGUCCCAAUCAAUCGCAGUUGCAGGACCCCAUGUCUUUUUUCAAUCUAGUGUGAUAUUUUCCUGAGCACACCUGUUAUCACUUAGCCUUAUUAGCUCCCAAGAGCUCGGAGGUACCCAGCCAUAUGACACUAAAUUAAUCUAAUCGCCCCAGACCGCGAAACUCUCUUUUAUUUUAUUUUUACUUUUACUCUUAUUCCUGCAACAGCUGGGACUCCUGGGAGCGACUCUAGCCUUAUACUAGUGCCCUCCCCCUUAGCACUUUCCCUUUACCAUUCGGCCAGCGAGCGCAACAUCCAGUUGGCAGUAUUAUAUUUAUUUGAUAUAUUGGAUUGGAUUAUACGUGCGCAAUACCAAACAAUACCGUCUAUUUAUUUAUAUAUCACUGCAUUUCCCCAAUCCAUCCUCUGUUUCCGAUUGACCCAGCGACUUUGAUUGAUUUAUUAUUGAUUUAUUCACUCGCUCGCUCGCUCACUUGAUCCAAACCAUUCCUCGUCCCUAAGCUAGGCGGUAUUUCCUUUACCACGAGGUCGCCCAGGAAAAUCACAUCAAAUCGAAUCAAGCUGGCAGGCAUUAGACAGCCAUUAGACAGCCAUUCAAAGGAUUGCUUCACCCCUCCAGCUCUGACCAAGAAAGAUCCAGCCAAACGCAUCUGCAACCCACACUUCAACUACCCUACGAAAGUCCACACACUACGCACACCACACACCACGCUACUCCAUAGGCACAGACCAUUUCCCAGGCCUAAUAACCUACAUAAAUCAAGCAGACGCCUCCCCGGCCGCCAUCCAGGUGAUCGACAACUCCACAUUCUCCAUUCCAGUAAAUACACUACCCAAAACCCUAACGAACCUACGAGAGUUGACUGAUCUCUUGAUCUCCAAUAUCCCACCGUCUUUCUGGGUCCAAUCCAUCCAUCCAUUCAAAAUCAACGGAUCCCCUAAGAUAUUCCACAAGAUCAAGAGAGGACUUUGACUCAAAGUAAUCUUUUGCUUCUUCUUUUUCCUCGAUUCUCUUACUCUUGCUCUAUCAUAAUCGCCGUCACUUUCACAAUCACAAGCAAAGAAAAACAAGUUGGAAAAGAAGGAGAACAUCCCCACUCCCCGUUUUUAACUACUUGCUCCCUCGUUCCCUCGCCUCGGCUGUGCAUCUACCCGUCCGAACCAAAUACUUUUUUACACGCGACAACGUGAGUUUGGCGAUCCAGAGCAAAAGCAAGGAGCCAUCAUUUCAAAUCCUGCACCGUGGACUUUCCAAUAAUCUACCACGAUUACCAUGGAGACCGCCAGCUUUACAGCUCGCCGGCCCGCCGCAUCCAAUCUUCCCAACUUCCAGCUUCCCCCUCCAGAACCCCUUGGAAUGCACCAUCACAAAUAUCAACAACAAUCCAACAACUAUAUUCACGGAACCACAAACAGUUCCUCCCAGCCUGUUCCUGCUGUCGCCAGCAAUAUAUUAACGCCUCCAGCUGGCGUUCCGCAUGACGGCUUAAGUCCUCUUGCGUCCAGCGUCAACAGUGGUAGCUCGGGUAGUUCGACCGCCGGCGUACCUCCCUAUCAACCUUCGGCUUUCUGGCCAAAUACUCAAUCCGGAAACAACUUUACGUUUAGUUCUGCGCCACCGAUGAGUGCGCCUUAUGCUCAGCAACAACAACAACAACAAAGUUACAUGAGCAGACCACUAUAUUCACCCUCCAUGAGUAGCUAUCCAGGGUCGCGAAUUCCCCACUCUCCCACCUCAUCAGAAGGACUGCCACCACCUACCUUUGAGAGUCUUCCUCCCUUCUCUACCGGAGUCCCAAUGUCUGGUUCAGGUGGACAGCAACAAAGUCUCCCCACUCUUGCACCACAGAAUUCCCAACAGCAACAUAUGACCAGUCACAAUCUCAUGAAUCUUCAUCAAUCCUCCUCUCAAGCACCCCAACAGGGCAACGUGUCAGCUCCUGAUAGUUAUGGCGGACGAGCACCCCCAACUCCAAACUACUAUCCCCCCUCAUCUACCCCUCAACAGUCGAAUUUCCCCGCAUAUGCCCAACAAUCACCUACACAACAUUCUCCCAAUACCUCCUCCGCCCCUUCUAACCGCAUUUCUCCCAUCCAAACUCAUCACUCGCAUUCUUCCAUGGGCGCACCUCACCAAGGCUAUCCUUCCCGUCCUUCAUACCCACAUUACAAUCUCCCCACCCUAGCCGCACCUAUUAUGUCGAAUGUCCACCAACCUGGUAGUCAAAUGGCACUCCUUGGCGGAAUGGGCAAUAUGGGAUACCAACAAAUGCCUGGGCCAAUGUAUGGCAGUCAUCAUCCUCAACAGAUGCCUCAAAAUGACCGUCCAUUCAAAUGCGAUCAGUGUCCGCAAUCUUUCAACCGCAAUCACGAUCUGAAACGUCAUAAACGUAUUCACUUAUCUGUGAAGCCAUUCCCAUGCGGUCAUUGUGAAAAAAGUUUCUCGAGAAAAGAUGCAUUGAAGAGACACAUACUCGUCAAAGGUUGCGGAACAAAGGCUGCAAACGGCACUACGAAUACCAAUGGAGGUUCUCAAUCACCUGUCGACAAAUCUGAAAUUUUAAGUGAUUCUACCAACGAUGAGAGCCCAGAGAUGGUAAAGAAGGAGUUGUCAUAAGAACGUGACAAUCUAUUCUCAUGACUUCUCGAUUUCUUUUCUUUUCUUUUGUUGAAAUGCAAGUUUCGACGAGAUGGCAAGCACACACUAUGAACGCAAACCGAUGUGCGAGCUUAGGUCGGCGAAUGGGCAUUCUUUCGGCGCCUUGACUAAAGAAUAUGGGCGUUUGGAAUCUAUCUGGAGGUUAUAGGAUUGGAUUGGAUGGUCAGGGGUGAGGGUGAUGUGGGAUAUAACUUACACUGUAUGGUUGGGCGGGCAUCUUCUUUCGAAUAGGAUAACACAGAACUCAAAGAAAGAUGAAGAUGAGGUUGGUGGCGUUGUCAUGUGAUUCUCUUCGAUCAUGUUCAUGAAACCGUGGGCAUUUUGACAGAUGUUUUGCUGUUCUCUUUUUUUACUUACAAAAAAAUUCCCAGAAUGUGGGCCUUGGUGUGGAAUAUACUAUCUUGUCAGAGUGGAUUUGUUUUGGAGUUGCGGAAUUGUCGAUAUGUCUGUACGGCAUCUCGAUUUGGGCGGGAUGGAAAUGAAUGGGUAUCUGGCUCCGAUGGGAUAGCAUUGGGAAGCGAAAUGCGGAAUGGGACCUGGCUGGGUGGAGCUUUGGCGUGGGAAUGGAUUCGGUAAAUACCUUUGAAUGCAUUUUGCUUGUAUGUUUAUCUUCUGUGUUCGAGUGGGGGAUGGAGAGUGAAAAGCCUCUUUUCUUCUUUAUCUACUCUUCCUUUUCUUUUGGUCUCCUUGCCAUGCGUGGCAAUGAGUGUGCGAUGUUGGGGAUAGGUGAUGGGUGCGUCUUGCACGCUUUUUUGCUUGCGCACCCAUGUUGCGACUUGGAUUUGAUCUAUUACAUUAGCGAGGGGAUGAGGCGGUUACCUAUUUUGGGGAAGGGGGGGUGGAUGAAGAGUGAAUUUUUUUUUGAAGCAAGCUAGCUAGUGAUAUCAGAUUUUGACCAAUUUACUUUUACGACUGAAUACCUUCCAAUUCCCA
Botrytis cinerea B05.10 is the source of this 4467-nucleotide messenger RNA. RefSeq lists its product as hypothetical. NCBI's taxonomy places the organism in Eukaryota, Fungi, Ascomycota, Leotiomycetes, Helotiales, Sclerotiniaceae. The transcript has 2 exons. Gene Ontology annotation, molecular function: DNA-binding transcription factor activity, RNA polymerase II-specific; RNA polymerase II transcription regulatory region sequence-specific DNA binding. The coding region runs from base 2149 to 3492 and encodes 447 amino acids. Gene Ontology annotation, biological process: regulation of transcription by RNA polymerase II. The record is from RefSeq and is a predicted model, not a curated record. Gene Ontology annotation, cellular component: nucleus.